CGGCAAUGCAGAAGGCCAUCGCAAUCGCACAGAUUGCGCUCUUAUCCUGCGCAAAGUUUUUAGUCGUACUCGGGUGGCUUUGACUUUGAAUCGCAAUAAUUUUGCAUGGGAAUAAUAAAUCAAUGCGUAGUUUUCACUCUCUCCGGUUGUACUAUCUGCAUAAGUUACAGAUUCCGUUUGCUAGUGCGAGAAAGGAAUUUUUGCAAGGGAUAACUCUACUUCGUCAUUUUCAUUCCCGUAUCAACCGCAAAAAUGUCUGGGUCUGGAAGAGUGCGCGAUUUGUCAUGCAGCUUUUCCAUGACCCAGGAAGCCUGGAAUGCAGGACCUAGCAUGACAGAUUCUGUGCAAUCUCUCUCAUGCCUAUCCUGCAUGAGAAAAUCCCUCCCGACUUGGUCAAAACUGGACGACUUUUGGUAAUCACGCAACACAGAUUUUUGCAUGCUCGAGAUUUAGCAUGACAAGUUGCAUUCUUCCAGACCCAGACACUUUUACAUUUGAUAUCCCGGACUCUCGGACGCCAUUUUCGAGCU
Amoebophrya sp. A120 is the source of this 530-nucleotide messenger RNA. The record is from the annotation of a GenBank genome assembly. NCBI's taxonomy places the organism in Eukaryota, Dinophyceae, Syndiniales, Amoebophryaceae.